This is a messenger RNA of Gastrolobium bilobum, 2114 nucleotides long. Its product is annotated as hsp70-Hsp90 organizing protein 1-like. Lineage: Eukaryota; Viridiplantae; Streptophyta; Magnoliopsida; Fabales; Fabaceae. Bases 166 to 1914 code for a protein of 582 amino acids. The transcript has 7 exons. Gene Ontology annotation, molecular function: Hsp90 protein binding. The record is from RefSeq and is a predicted model, not a curated record.
CAAGUAAGUGAGGAUGCUGGCAGAACAUUCCAGAACCUCACGACCCUAGAACUCUCUAGUUUCUUUCUUGGCUCUACCGCUCCCUCUUCUUCAGUCUUCACUCGAUCAAAUAAAACCCAUUUCUUCGCGUAAACCAAAACCACCCUAAAAUCUGAACUCCGAUCCAUGGCCGACGAAGCCAAAGCCAAAGGCAACGCUGCUUUCUCUUCCGGCGACUAUGCCGCCGCCAUCCGUCACUUCUCCGACGCCAUCGCUCUAUCCCCUGAAAAUCACGUCCUCUAUUCAAAUCGAUCUGCGGCUUACGCCUCUCUCCAAAAAUACACGGAGGCUUUAGCCGACGCCAAGAAGACCGUCGACCUAAAAUCCGACUGGUCCAAGGGUUACAGUCGUCUCGGCGCCGCUCAUCUUGGUCUUAACCAAUACGACGACGCCGUUUCAGCUUACAAAAAGGGCCUCGAAAUCGACCCAAACAAUGGGCCCCUCAAGUCCGGUUUAUCUGAUGCCCAGGCUGCGGCGGCGGCGGCAGCUUCCAGGUCCCGCUCGGUUCCGCCAUCAACUAACCCCUUCGGCGACGCUUUUUCUGGCCCCGAGAUGUGGGCCAGGCUCACUGCUGACCCUACCACUAGGGCUUACCUUCAACAACCUGAUUUCGUGAAGAUGAUGCAGGAUAUUCAGAGAGAUCCCAACAAUCUGAACCUGCACUUGAAGGACCAAAGAGUCAUGCAAGCCAUUGGGGUUUUGCUCAACGUGAAGAUUCGAACACCGACGGAUGACACUGAUAUGCCGGAGUCUUCUUCACCUUCGCCGUCCGAGAGGAAGAGAGCUGCCGAAGCCGAACCUGCGAAGCAACCGGAGCCCGAGUCUGAACCUGAGCCCAUGGAAGUGACAAGUGAGGAGAGGAGCGCAAAGGAGAGGAAGGCUCAGGCUCAGAAGGAAAAGGAAGCGGGCAAUGCAGCGUACAAAAAGAAGGAUUUUGAUACCGCAAUUGAACAUUACUCGAAGGCUAUGGAGUUGGAUGAUGAGGAUAUAUCGUAUCUCACAAACCGAGCUGCUGUUUACUUGGAAAUGGGAAAGUACGAUGAAUGCAUAAAAGACUGUGAGAAUGCUGUUGAAAGAGGAAGAGAACUAAGGUCAGACUUCAAGAUGAUAGCAAGAGCUUUGACAAGGAAAGGAACUGCCUUGGUCAAAAUGGCAAAAUGCUCGAAGGAUUAUGAACCUGCCAUUGAGACUUUCCAAAAAGCACUUACAGAGCACCGCAACCCAGACACCUUGACCAAACUUAAUGAAGCUGAGAAGGCCAAGAAAGAACUAGAACAACUAGAAUACUUUGAUCCAAAGUUGGCUGAAGAGGAGAGAGAAAAGGGAAAUGAAUUCUUCAAGCAGCAGAAGUAUCCUGAGGCUAUAAGGCAUUACACAGAGUCUAUAAGAAGAAACCCAAAAGAUCCUAAGGCUUAUAGUAACAGAGCUGCAUGCUACACUAAACUGGGGGCAAUGCCUGAAGGUUUGAAGGAUGCAGAGAAGUGCAUUGAGCUUGAUCCAACCUUCUCAAAGGGUUAUAAUAGGAAAGGUGCGGUCCAGUUUUUCAUGAAAGAAUAUGACAAGGCUUUGGAAACAUAUAAAGAGGGAUUGAAACAUGACCCUAACAACCAGGAGUUGCUUGACGGCAUUGCAAGAUGUGUACAACAAAUUAAUAAGGCCAGCCGUGGAGAUUUGACUCCCGAUGAAUUGAAGGAGAGGCAGGCUAAAGGAAUGCAGGAUCCAGAGAUACAGAACAUCCUCCAAGACCCUGUUAUGAGACAGGUAUUGAUUGAUUUCCAGGAAAAUCCCAAGGCUGCACAGGAACAUACUAAGAAUCCAAUGGUGAUGAGCAAGAUCCAAAAGCUGAUCAGUGCCGGAAUUGUUCAGAUGAAGUAAAUUUGAUGGAAGGUGGCAGGGAGUUCAUGCGAAGAAGCAAUUGACAAUUACAUUUCGCAGUGUGACAUUGAUACUUUAAUAGAUUGGGUUGGAGAACAAACUGGGAGAUUUUGAGUUGUUUUCUAAUUUUGCUUUGUUUUAGUGAAUUCAUACAAUUUAUGAGAAACUCAAUUGCAGUCCAUUUUUCCAUUUCGUUGGUU